AUGGCAGAUUCUACCGUGCCAGCAAUUCAGGACCUUGAUGAGGAGGCCUAUGACUCAGCUGAAGAUGAAGAUUUCUCGCUAGACGCGGCACAGGACGACUCAGACUUAUCUUCCGACGCCGAUGAGACUGGAGAGCCCGCAGAGCCCGCAAAGAAGAAGCGAAAGACAGACAAAAAACCCCAGAUCCCAAGCGCAGAGCUUGACUCUGGAGAUGAGGCUACGAUACGCAAAGCAAAAGAGAAGAAAACGAAAAAGUCCAAAGGAACGACAUCCAAGGGCAAACGAGCGCGUGAUAGCGACGAAGAUGAUAGCGACAUUGACAUGGACGACGACGAAGGCGGCACUGGGGGCUUUGUGCGGACACGCGCAAUGAGGAAGCACAUACAAGAAGAAGAGCGGAAGCCCCUAGCCAAAAUCGACGGUGCAACCGUCGACGUGGACGCAUUAUGGGCGCAGAUGAACGCACCCGAGAGUCAGGCUGGCUUGACCGCCACAAAAGAAGCAAGCGAAUCCGCCCCCGAUCAGCAACAGACAGAUAAACCGACCGCGCAGGACCAAGACACCGGAGACACAGAACAAAAGCCGGACGCGCACGCAGAACAGAUGAUCAAGAUCAAGCGCACAUACAAAUUCGCCGGAGAAUGGAUCACCGAGGAGAAGGUCGUACCCAAGCACUCAGCAGAAGCCAAAGCGUUCCUGUCCGGCGGAGAAAACGUCGAAUUCACCGAAGAGGAAGCGGCUGCUGCAAAUGCUGCUCGGAAUCAGCGGCGACCGCUGCGCAGAAUCUCGCGAUUCGAUCCCAAUCCGACCGGCACGAUCAAGAAAAGCUGGGAGAAACAGGUUGUUGCUGAUGACAAGGAUGCACGCGGGCCAAAGAUCAAUACCGUGGAGAAAUCAAGGCUCGACUGGGCCUCGUACGUUGAUAAAGCUGGCAUCGAAGACGAACUGCGCAUGCACAGCAAAGCUAAGGAAGGUUAUAUUGGUCGUAUGGAUUUCUUGGGUCGGAUGGAAGACAAGAGGGAAGAGGAAAGGCGUGCUGCGCGGCUUAAGGGCAUAUGA
Penicillium bovifimosum is the source of this 1059-nucleotide messenger RNA. It is a transcript of the gene swc5, whose product is annotated as putative Swr1p complex component (Swc5). The coding region runs from base 1 to 1059 and encodes 352 amino acids. The transcript is spliced from 2 exons. NCBI's taxonomy places the organism in Eukaryota, Fungi, Ascomycota, Eurotiomycetes, Eurotiales, Aspergillaceae. The record is from RefSeq and is a predicted model, not a curated record.